This is a messenger RNA of Camelus dromedarius (Arabian camel), 2311 nucleotides long. RefSeq names its product cytochrome P450 2J2-like. Gene Ontology annotation, cellular component: intracellular membrane-bounded organelle; cytoplasm. Gene Ontology annotation, molecular function: iron ion binding; oxidoreductase activity, acting on paired donors, with incorporation or reduction of molecular oxygen, reduced flavin or flavoprotein as one donor, and incorporation of one atom of oxygen; heme binding. Gene Ontology annotation, biological process: xenobiotic metabolic process. NCBI's taxonomy places the organism in Eukaryota, Metazoa, Chordata, Mammalia, Artiodactyla, Camelidae. The record is from RefSeq and is a predicted model, not a curated record.
UAUGGUGUAUACUCAAUUCAAAAAGGUUGAAUAUAUGAAUGAAUGAUUAUAAGGAAUGCCCAUGUCCUGUAGUGGAUUCAAUCUGACUCUGGUUGACAUAAAGAGAAAUAGAAAAAGAGACAAAUAUUCCCAUCAGACCAAGGUACACACACACACACAGACACACACACACACAGACACACGCACACACAGACACAUGCACGCACAGACUUCUUUCAGUAGAAGCCCCCCACAUAUACACAGCCUCCAUUCCUGGACACACAGACGUGUGCAUAUUCAACUGUGACUCUUUUACUAUUUUGCAGUUUGUGAAGAAAUAUGGAAACGUUUUUAGCCUAGAUUUCUGAGUCAUGUCUUCAGUUGUUUUAACUGGAUUGCCCUUAAUCAAAGAAGCCCUUGUCCACCAGGGCCAAAACUUUGUGAACCGCCCCAUAACCCCUAUUCGGGAACGUGUCUUUAAGGAAAAUGGAUUGGUCAUGUCCAAUGGCCAGGUGUGGAAGGAGCAAAGAAGGUUUGCCCUGAUGACACUGAGGAACUUUGGUUUAGGAAAGAAGAGGUUAGAGGAACACAUUCAGGAAGAGGCCCGUUACCUCACCCAGGCAGUAGGGGAGGAGGACGGACAGCCUUUCGACCUGACUUCAAAAUCAAGCAUGCAGUUUCCAUUAUUAUUUGCUCCAUCAUGUCUGGGGAGCGCUUUGACUAUAAGGAUGAUCAAUUCCAAGAGCUGCUGAGACUGUUGGAUGAGUUCAUACACCUGCAGAUGUCAAUAUUCCGCCAGAUUGUGAAGAAAUAUGGGAACCUUCUUGGUCUGGAAUUUGGUGGAAUAUCUUCAAUUAUUAUAACUGGGUUGCCCUUACUCAAAGAAGUCCUUGUCCACCAGGGCCAAAACUUUUUGAACCACCCCAUAACACCUUUCACAGGCCGUGUAUUUAAGAACAAAGGAUUGAUCAUGUCCAAUGGCCAGGAAUGGAAGGAGCAAAGAAGGUUUGCCCUGAUGACACUGAGGAACUUUGGUUUAGGAAAGAAGAGCUUAGAGGAACGCAUUCAGGAAGAGGCCCGCUACCUCACCCAGGCAGUAGGAGAGGAGGCUGGACAGCCUUUCGACCCUGACUUCAAAAUCAGGAAUGCAGUUUCCAAUAUUAUCUGCUCCAUCACAUUUGGGGAGCGUUUUGACUACCAGGAUGAUGAGUUCCAGGAGCUGCUGAGGCUGCUGGAUGAAUUCACACGUCUGCAGAUGUCAAUGUUCCGCCAGGUCUAUGAUGUCUUUCCAUGGAUAAUGAAAUUCCUCCCUGGUCCCCACCAAAGGGUCUUUAGUAACUGCAAGAAACUGACAAUGUUUGUUGCCCAUGUGAUUGAAAACCACAAGAGAGAUUGGAAUCCUGCAGAAGCAAGAGAUUUUAUUGAUGCUUACCUCCAGGAAAUAGAGAAGGUGAGGAAUCCAGAGGGCAAUGCUACCUCAAGUUUCAAUGAAGAAAACCUCAUUCACAGCACCCUGGACCUCUUCUUUGCUGGAACAGAGACAACUUCAACAACACUGUGCUGGGGUCUGCUCUACAUGGCCCUGUACCCAGACAUCCAAGAAAAAGUACAGGCUGAGAUUGACAGGGUGCUUGGCCAAUGGCAGCAGCCAAGCUUGGCAGCUCGAGAGUCCAUGCCCUACACCAACGCUGUUGUCCAGGAGGUGCAGAGAAUGGGCAACGUCGUUCCCAUGAAUGUACCCAGAGAGGUGACUGUGGACACCACGCUGGCUGGAUACCACUUGCCCAAGGGAACCAGGAUCCUGACCAACCUGACCGCACUGCACAGGGAUCCUGCGGAGUGGGCCACCCCAGACAAGUUCAAUCCAGAGCACUUUCUGGAGAAUGGACAGUUUAAGAAAAGGGAAGCCUUUCUGCCUUUCUCAGUAGGAAAGCGGGUGUGCCUUGGAGAGCAGUUGGCCAGAUCCGAGUUGUUCAUUUUCUUUACCUCCCUUGUGCAAAAAUUCACCUUCAAGUGUUCACACAAUGAGAAGCUGAGCCUCAAGUUCAGAACGGGCCUGACCAUCUCCCCAGUCCCCUACCGCAUCUGUGCUGUUCCCCGGGAGUGAGGUUGUCCGGGAGGCGGGGGGAGGGAAAGCCGGAAGAAUCCCCAGGUCUCCCCAAGGCCCUGGCGCCUGCUGAGAAGUGAGGGAGCAGAUGACCUGCCUCUGAGGAAGGUCCUAGGCCUUGGACUCAGAGGAAACUGGAUCCAAACCCCAGGUUUCCCAUCCCCAGUGUAGGCCAGACAGAAUCAGUUAUGUUGUGAGUGAUUUAUCUUUUCACCCAGAAGAUGA